AUGGCUCCCCAUAUCUCUUCUUCCUCCACUAAUGAAAAACCUUUUAGCAUCUCCCAGAUCAAGGCUUAUAUCCCUAUAACCCUUGAUAUGACCAAACUUAGCUAUCAAGUUUGGCGAGAGUUGUUCGAAUCUCACUGUAUCUGUUUUGGAGUUCUCAGUCAUCUUGACGUUGCCUUCGUUCCUACCCCUGAAACCGAAAAAGAAUGGAAGGAACAUGAUGAUUUGCUUAAGAUGUGGAUCUAUGGAACCAUAUCGGAAUCAAUCCUCGACACCGUACUCAAAACCAAGUGCUCUGCUCGUGAUCUGUGGCUCACAAUCAAAAAUCUCUUCCAAGAUAACAAGGAGGCUCAAGUUUUCGAACUUGAGAAUGAACUUCUCACUACCGUCAUCGGGGAUCUUACUGUUCACACCUACUGCCAGAUAAAGACUCUCUCCGAUCAGCUUGCCAAUCUUGAAUCACCCGUCUCAGACCGCACACUUUUUAUGCAUCUUCUCAACGGCCUAUCCAACAAAUUUGAUAACAUUAUCAAUGUUAUUAAACACAAAUCCCCUUUCCCACAGUUCAUUGAAGCUCGCUCGAUCCUCACCAUGGAAGAUAAAUGCCUUACAAAACCAACACCACCAACACUCGUCAACCACAACACGGCUUAUGCUCAUGCCCUUCUCUAA
Messenger RNA from Camelina sativa (false flax), 669 nucleotides. NCBI's taxonomy places the organism in Eukaryota, Viridiplantae, Streptophyta, Magnoliopsida, Brassicales, Brassicaceae. The record is from RefSeq and is a predicted model, not a curated record.